AUGAUGAAAAAUUUGUAUUUACAAAUUUUUGUCGUCUUUUUGCUGUCAACGGCACAUUCGCGUGGAUUUGGUCCCGGAACGAUUCAAGUUGACAGGAACUGGAAUAUUCAGGAAGCGACGAAAGUUGGAACUUUAGUGAAAACUGUUCAAGUGUCUGGAAUUAACAGGAAUGUGACAUACUCGCUUGAGAAUGACGAAAUGCUUAGUCGAGAUUUGGAUAAUCCAUUUUGGAUAGACCCGAGUACUGGAUAUGUUUACUUGAAUAAGAGUUUGGAGGGAUGGAAGACACCGAAUCCAUUCAUCCUCUCAGUAGCAGCCGAUGAUGGCAGCAUUCCAGUCAAAAAUCAAGUUCUAGUUCGAAUCAUUCCAACAAAUGGCCCACAAAUCAUCAACAGCUUUGAGCCACCACACAAAGCAUUUCCAGUUCUUCCAGAUUUAUCAUCCCUUCCAUACCCGCCAAUUCCAUUUCCAAAUGGUCAACCAAUCUCAAGACCACAACCAUCAACAAGACGUCCACAACCUGAUAUAAAUAUAGUCAUAAGACAAAAUAAUACAUACGUUGAAGGAUCAACAAUAGAACCGACAACGGAACCAACUAAGAAGACAACUACAACAACACCGGUUCCAACAACUAUAACAACAUCAACAACAACAGAGGCUGCAAAGACAAAGAUUGAAAAGGACAGCGACAACCUUACAGCAUUAGUAACAAUACUCAUAGCAGUCCUGUCUAUAUUCCUAAUUGCAGCACUCGUAGGUGUGAUUAUAUUCCGUAAGCAAGUCAUGCGACCAUUCAGUCGUAAAUUCAAGAAAAGUAAAGUCGAUAAGGCCAAAAAGAGCAACCAAAGUAUUAAUGUCAUAACGCUGUCUGAUGAGAGCAGCAGGAACUCAAUGGUCAUGCAACAUUGGCAAGGUCCAUUAGCUUUUAAUAAUCGAUACACACCGUGGUCACAUGAUGACAUCCACGGACAGAUAUCAAAUUCAAGCUUCACAUAUAGUGGUGGUGGUGACAUCAAAGUGCCGGGAUAUGAUCGAUGGGAAUUCCCGCGUCAUCGACUUAAGGUCUUUAAUAUCCUUGGUGAAGGUGCAUUUGGGCAAGUUUGGAGAUGUGAAGCAUCAGAUAUUGAUGGUGUUGAGGGAAUAUCCACAGUUGCUGUAAAGACAUUAAAAGAAAAUGCAACAGAAGCUGAAAAGAAGGAUCUUAUGUCAGAAUUGCAAGUCAUGAAGACCCUCGAGACACAUGUGAAUGUUGUGAGGCUACUCGGAUGUUGCACUGAAAAAGAUCCAAUAUUUGUGAUUAUUGAGUAUGUAGCUUUGGGUAAGCUGCAACAGUUCCUGAGGAACUCAAGAGUUGAGAAGAAUUAUCAUAAUGCCAAUGGAAAGUCAAAGACACUUACGUCACGUGAUCUCGUAUCAUUUAUGUAUCAGGUUGCUAGGGGAAUGGAGUUCUUGUCGUCUAGGGCGAUCAUCCAUCGUGACUUAGCAGCCAGAAAUAUCCUCAUUACAGAAGACUUUACCUGCAAAAUUGCAGAUUUUGGAUUUGCAAGAGACAUCGAGACUUCAACAGUCUAUGAGAGAAAGACUGGUGGUCGUCAGCCUAUCAGAUGGAUGGCCAUAGAGUCACUCUAUGACAACAUAUUCUCAGUCAAGUCUGACGUCUGGGCAUUUGGAAUUCUCAUGUGGGAGAUAGCGACCCUCGGUUCAACGCCUUAUCCAGGCAUGGGUGCCGCAGAAGUGAUGAAAAAAGUACGAGACGGAUUUCGACUGGAGAAACCAGAACAUACGAGUAGGGAGAUUUACAAUUAUAUGUAUUAUUGCUGGGACGGUGACCCGAAGAACCGACCAGACUUUUCGGAAAUUCGAAGCAAUUUGGAUAAAUUGUUGUCGACAUCGACCGACUAUAUUGAACUUGAGAGAUUCCCUGAACAUGAUUAUUAUAAUAUUUUACAUAAUAUUAGUGGCGAAAAGCUCUAG
Molecule: messenger RNA, 1974 nt
Organism: Chironomus riparius
Lineage: Eukaryota; Metazoa; Arthropoda; Insecta; Diptera; Chironomidae
Source: the annotation of a GenBank genome assembly